Eremomyces bilateralis CBS 781.70 is the source of this 1620-nucleotide messenger RNA. Its product is annotated as ribosomal protein L2. The transcript has a single exon. Gene Ontology annotation, cellular component: large ribosomal subunit; ribosome. The record is from RefSeq and is a predicted model, not a curated record. Gene Ontology annotation, biological process: cytoplasmic translation. The coding region runs from base 72 to 1142 and encodes 356 amino acids. Gene Ontology annotation, molecular function: transferase activity; structural constituent of ribosome; RNA binding. NCBI's taxonomy places the organism in Eukaryota, Fungi, Ascomycota, Dothideomycetes, Eremomycetales, Eremomycetaceae.
GCUUCGUACAUCACAGCAUCAAUUCCUCCCAUUAGCCACGCCGGCAUCUGUGAUGUGAUACAGGAGUGGCGAUGAUCCAAACAAGGCCGUUCUUACGGUCAAUAUGGCAAUCCAGCCAACGCCGUACCACCCUCCGUAACCCACGCCUCUACUCCACCGUCACCAUCGAAGUCACAUCCCCUUCCCAACCCCCAACCAUCACCCUCACCCCCAAAUACCCUCCCACCCCUCCCACCGCCUCCGCCUCCAACUCCGAGACCGCCCGCCGCGUCGCCCUCAAAAAAGGCGGCGCCGCCGCCAUCCUCCGCACCUACACACCGCGCACCCCCGGCAUCCGCCAUCUCCGCCGCCCCGUCAACGACCACCUCUGGAAAGGCCGCCCCUACUACCCCCUUACCGUCCCGAAGAAGGGCCACGGCAAAGGCGGCCGCAACAACACCGGCCACGUCACCGUGCGCCAUCGCGGCGGCGGCCACAAGCGCCGCAUCCGCCUCCUCGACUUCAAGCGCAUGGACGCCGGCCCGCGCCUCGUCGAGCGCAUCGAGUACGACCCGAACCGUAGUGCGCACAUUGCGCUGCUCAGCCAAGAGGCGGACGAGGGGAAGAAGGCAUUCAGCUACGUCAUCGCGGCGGAGGGCAUGCGCGCCGGCGACGUGGUGGAGAGCUUCCGGGCGGGAAUCCCGCAGCGGCUGAUCGACGAAAUGGGCGGGGUGGCGGACCCGGGGAUGCUGGCGGCGAAGACAGCGAUCCGCGGGAACUGCCUGCCGAUGCACCUGGUGCCGGUGGGGACGAAGGUGUACUGCGUAGGGUCGGCGGCAGAUCGGGGCGCGGUGUUUUGUAGGAGCGCGGGGACGUAUGCGACGGUGAUUGCGAAGGGGGAGGAGGGGACGAAGGAGGAGAGGACGGUGGUGGUGAGGUUGCAGUCGGGAGAGGUGAGGAGGGUGAGUCGGAAUGCAUGCGCGACCAUCGGGGUGUCGAGUAAUCCGCAUUGGCAUUUCAGGCAGUUGGGGAAGGCAGGGAGAGCGCGAUGGUUGGGAAUUCGGCCGACGGUCAGAGGUGUUGCGAUGAACGCUGGUAUGUCAUAUCGUCUCUUCGUCUCAUCAGAUCCUUCCGAUCACUUUGUCUCGAUUGAGGUAUACUGAUUGUUUACAUAGCCGAUCAUCCUCACGGUGGUGGUCGUGGCAAGUCGAAGGGUAACAAGAUUCCCACGAGUCCAUGGGGUCAACAGGUACGUGUCAAUCCCGUCUACUUUCCCAUCCACAUUCUCACCGUCUACAGGCCAAAUCCGGAUUCAAGACUCGCAAGAAGCGAAACGUCAACAAGUGGGUCGUCCAUGCUCGGCAUCGGAACCAAGGCAAGCGACGGGCCAAGUCCGCAUCAUAAGGAUUGGAUCUCCGUGCACUUCCUGGUGUUGGCUUUCGUAUCAUGGGCGUCGAAUAUCUACCUUGUACUUAGCGACCCUCGCAUCUUGUCGAACUAGAAGCGUGCUGUACAAUAGUCAAAGGCAUCAAGCCUGCGGUUGAAUGCUGCGUGUACAUUAGAAUGAGGAAUUGGCAUAUCAAUCAAACCAGCACAACUUUGGCAUGUAACAAGCAUUCAAAGGACCAACGUCAUCGCUGC